AUUGAGACUUGUAAAAGCAUUUUUCACGUGUCACGUUUCAUGUGUCACGUCAAAAAAAUACAUAACAUUACGGCUGCAUCUUAAAGAUAGGCUACAGGCAACUUAAAAUCGUUUCACUUAGCAUCAAUCUCAUCAAAAUUUGAAAACGAGAUCGGCCAUUACCUUCCUUUUUACUUUAGCCUAUGCUGAAUCUGGCAUUCAUGCAGCUUGAAUUUUGAUUCAUGGGAUAAGCGCGUCAUUGUGUGCCAUUUCUUUGCAACUGAAGAAAAUAUCAGGAGACUUGCCUAUCUGGAAAAGUGCCAGAAACACGACUGAUCAAAGGUCACAGCUGUACACAGGUGUUUAUAAACAAUUUGACAACAAAUUGAUCAUUUCACCCUGUGUCGUCAAGUCCUUCACGCAGGUGCUUUUUUGCGUUUCAGAUUUCAGAUGUUCAGACAGACCUGAACGACAUGAAUAGGCCUAGUCGGCACAGGUCUUGCAUGACAAAGCAUAUGUCAGAUAUAGGCUGUCGGCGUAUACCCAUUCAGACAGCAGAUUCGGUCCCACCAGGAGGAGCCUACAAAGCCACUGCAGGGUUAUUCUUUUUUCAGUUGAGUUACAAAGCAUCUAUUCAUUUUACCCUCCCAAUGGAACCAGGCACUGAAGCAUGCACGUGACAUAAAAAGUUUAACCCAAAAUCAGCCUUAUGCAAUCAAAAUAGGCACUGACUAAAGCACGAGUCGGUACCGACGAUUUAGUCUUGUCCUCACACGUGAGAGAUGAAAGAGGAAUGCGAUAUACAAUUGUUAGCUGAGGUAAGCCUAUACAUUUCGGAACCAUGCCAAACCAACAAUUGAAAAUGAAUUUCAAUGAUCUAUGUUGGUAUUUGAUGCGCCAUAAGAAUGUGGAGGUAAUAUUAGGCUACAUGUUGAUCAAGUUUUCAGUUGUAGGCCAGUUGAAAUACUGAAAUCCUUCAGGCCUUGCAGCCUCAGCAGCAAAUAGCCUACUUAUCCCGCAGUUGUGAAAAGAUUAUGCCAUAUGAGUGCAAUUUACCCAACAAAAUAGGCCAUAAAACCGCAUAAGCCUUUGGAUCUAUCUCUAGCCAUGCCAAUGAGGUAUUAGACUUUGCCAGCCUUCCACUUCCACACAGUGCUAGACAUCCAGACUCCCGCAAGAUGUCGCCAUGGACGUGACUUUGCCUGAUUUGGGCUCAAUUUGAUUAUCCAUCCUUCCACAGAGCCUACGUGUAGGUUCAUUAACACGAUGCGAUUUGUUGAAAUAUGAGUUUGAAACCCUUUUUAUAAUUGCUUAACAAUAUUGUAUUUUACACACAAUUUAUAAAUUAGCCGCUGCUACCGAAUGAGGGCUUUUUUGUAUUUGUAUCUGUCGGUAUUUUGACACUUAACUUGCCAGAUAUGCGUGUAGCCUACAUGCGAUGAAGCGCAAACGCAAAAAGUAAUCAAUUAGCCGACAUUUGUGGAAAUUGUCGAACCCUUCCAUUUACGGACAUUUAUCCUUUCAAUCCUUCUUUUUCAAUGGUAGUUCCAGAACAAAUACUUUCAUGAGGCACUCUUUUGAGAUCUUAGUCUCUGCAGUACCUAGGGUGAAUACAGGUAAGGGACACUUUCAGAAAAAUUGCUUUGUACGUCACCUUUUGUCAUGAACGUAUUAUCAAACAUGAUACCUUUAUGAAAAGCUUAAAGUCUCCCUUAAACUAUUCAUGAGGAAAAAACAUGAAAGACCAAACACAGGAAGCAUGACCCUUCUUUGAAUCUCUGCUGACCAAACCCCAAAUAUUUUGAUGUGCUAUUGGUAAAGUGGGACACCUGUCAAAGUGGGACAGCGUUAUUAUCUAUUUAAGUAUUACAUUUAAGUAUUUUAAAAUACAUGUUCUAUUAUAGUAUAUAGUAUAGGCUAUUAAGUAUAACACUUAACUUCUUUACUCGAAAUAAAAAUCUAAGGCUACUUUAAUGCACUCUACUCACUCUACUUAUUCAACAUUCUCUUGAUCCCUGCCCUUAUCUUCUCUUUCUCGUUCCUCAUCUUCCCCCUUGUCUGUUUAACCGUUAUAUCCUGAAAUACAUUUUUAACUGUUUUACAUGAUACAAAAAAUAAGUCAAUUAUAGCCUAUCCCAAAGUAGUUACUAUUAAUAGAUGCAAUCAUUAUUGACAAUUCAUAAUAAACACAGAAAAAGGGUACACAAACCCCCUUUAAAAGGACUACUGACUUUUCAUAGAUUUUGGAGAUCCUGUCGUUGAAAAGACACAUGCCACUCCCCCAAAAGUGACAUGACAAAUAUAGAACCCCACCAAUUCAGCCCUUUACCCUCCAAGGAUGAACUCUGUUAUGAGUUUUGAUCAGUUUUGGGAUUCAGGUGGAUGAGCGGUUAGGGAAUCGGGCUAGUAAUCUGAGGGUUGCCAGUUCAAUUCCCGUCCGUGCGAAAUGACGUUGUGUCCUUGGGCAAGGCACUUCACCCUACUUGCCUCGGGGGAAUGUCCCUGUACUUACUGUAAGUCGCUCUGAAUAAGAGCGUCUGCUAAAUGACUAAAUGUAGUAUUUACACAUGAAGACACAGACGAUCAAGCUUAAGUCUCCCACUUUACCCUCUGUCCCACUACCUAUUUACCCUAUAAUGCUAUUACAUGUCUAAAUGUGGAUUUGAAAAUGUGCUACGGCCUCAUGAGUUAAUCUGGGGUACACUAUCAGUGUAAAACAUUACUGCAGAAUAAUACAUUAUUAAUUUGAAAAAGGAUCAAUCUAAAUGAGGAAAACGCUCAAGAAAUCAACCCUUGUGGGAUACUUCAUUCGAUAGUGGCAUACUAAAUACUCCAUUAAAGCUGUUGAGAGUCUGCACGUUGGUCAAAGAAACAGAUGGCUAGAGCCUUUCCGGAUUGUCUUUACAGAAAGCUAAAAGAAAGCGACAAUGAGACUUACAGCGUUAAAUGGACUGGCAUUCACUCUGGCAAAGGCUAAUUUGGCCGUGCACUUACCACCAGUGAAUUAGUCAGUGCUUUCCAAUCAUUUAGGUUAAACUUACCUACUUAAGUAGCCUAAUGUUUUCGUUUUGUAGAGUGUAAUUUCUGAAAUUAUAAUGAUAUAAAUCUAUAUAUCCCAGCCUACGCUUGAAACGUUGUGUGACCUGCAGCGACGACCUCUGACGCACGCGCCCAAAUCAAUGACAAAAGUGGUAUGAUGCAGUGAAAAGUCACAUCCAGUUGUAGUCACAGCAGCGGAUAGGCUCACAUUCAAAGAGCUUCUCUGUUAUACAAACAAGUCUGGGGAUACAUGUUGUGCUUGGGGAUGUUUUAUCACCAAGUUUACUUUGGAGAUCAUGUUAAUGAUGGUGGAUACAAUGUCACUAAAGCCGGUCUUUUUAGCUUUACUGUGUUUAUACUGGCGACAGUGUGUGGCUGACCUGUGUAACUGGAGUGGAAGUGGUUUGGCGCGUGAAACUCACUCUCGGACGGUGCUGCAGGUGCGGCUGCGCUGCACGGAAGGGUCGGUAGAGUGGGUGUACCCGAACCAAGCUUUGAGGGUUGUCCUGGAGCCCAAUCUUUCAUCUUCACGCCACACAACAGUGUGCAUCAAACCGUUCCGCAACUUCCGUGGCGCCAGUGUAUACAUCGAACGUGGUGGGGAACUGGAUUUGUUGUUGGCUGAUGAAGGGCGUCCUGAGCAGGUGUUCUGUUUUCGGGCGGAUGGACCGCAGAAACCAGCUAUUUUUCUUCAGGCCAACCUGGAAAGCGAUAUCAGCCGACGGCCCGUGGGCUUCAGAUACGAGUUGCUUGGAAACCGGAGUACAGCGCCAAACCUGGGCAAAACUGCCUGCCGGCCCUGCAACAACACUGAACAGCUUCUUGCCAUCUGCACCAGUGACUUUGUUGUCCGUGGCUCCAUCAGAAGCGUAUCCCAUGACAAGGAGCGGCAGACCUCGCUGGUGGAGAUCUCAGAAGGGAGGAUGUUCCGCCAACGCAGUGGGGUGUUUGAACGAGAGACGGCCACCGCAGGGGCAACCAGGUCUGGGUCCUCCUGGCACGGACACAUCCACACCCUUCUACAGUGUCAUGUGAAGCCAGGGGGUGGGGAGUUCCUCUUUACAGGGUCAGAGCACUUUGGGGAAGCCUGGUUAGGCUGCGCCCCGCGAUACAAAGACUUCCUGUCUCUAUACCACAAAGCUCGGAAGGCCCGUUUGAAUCCCUGUGACUUCCCCCUGGACUGAUUGUCACUUCUAGAGCCCUGCUCUCUGCUUAAAAACUAUAUUUACUCUAAAUGGAACACAAUCCCCAGAGUCUCUCCACUGUGACACCACAGGGUGACUUUGUUGACUUGCCACAACAACGCCUGUAUGCCAUUGCCGUGGCUCCGUGCAAAAUCAGCAGGGACCGAUCUGGUGUAGACCUAGGGCAGAGGUCCCGGUGGAAGUUAGAGCUACGGGUUCUCCUGAGGCCGUGCCUGCUUCACUGGGGGGCGGGGCAGGGGGGGGGGACAACUUAGAGAGCCUGGGCCUUUGUCUUUCUCCCCUCACAACCCACUCCCCAGCAGCCGAUAGAAGGCUGGACGGCUGCUUCUCUUUGUGCUUUCUUCUGCUUUGACUGCUGCUCACUUUAGAGCCUACGUAUCAGAGUUGUCCCCUGAACAGAUAUAGCAAUUUUGAGGAAUGUGUCUGUUCAUGAAUAGAUAGGUUUUAUUUACACCCAUCAGUGCAUUUGUUUUGUUUAAAACAUUUUAUGGAUAUAGUUGAUGGUGAUGUAUAAUUAUUUACUUAUUAUCUGGAUUCCAAACAGGGUAAAGAUGAUGUUCCUGGAGCACACUAUCAGUUUGUAUGCUGACAAAUAUAAAAAAAGACGCUUCGAUCUCCAGAGGAAUCCAGGAUUAAACAUCUUCAUUCAUCAUUACAUUGCGUGAAAUCUUUCCGAUUUUUUUACCCUUUACAAGGAAUCCAAACUGUAAUAUGUAACACUUAUCAAAUAAAAUAAGUUGAAGGGCUUGAACAGAUAUUGUAACAGUCUUGCCUAAUAAAAUAAAUUAAAUAACUGAACAGAUACAUUUUGAUUGGAAAUGAAAACAUUGGGUCUAAUUGGAUGGAAAGUCCUGAAUCCCCCCCCCACACACACACACACACACACACCACCACCACCCCGCCCCCUCCCCCCUCCAUAUUGAUGGGCGUGGCUGUCAUUGCUGCAUUGUAGCAAGCCAGUGAACUGAGCAAUGCAGAGUGGGGUUUUACAGAAACACUGGGUUAGUGAAUGAACAGGCCUGCUUUUCUUCAACCUCAUGAUAAAUCUCACUAUCUCUCUAUUCCUCCUUUAUCAAGCAGGUUCAUAUAGAAACCUUAGCAAUGUUUUCAUAAAAAAAAAUGCAAUGAAUUAUGGCAGAUUUAUAUGUAUUCGACAUUAACAGAGUUAUGAUUUAGAUCAGCAUAUAACAUUGUUUUACCAAUGUUCAGGUAAUUAAUUAAUUUGGCUUCAAAACAUUGCUAUCCAAAAUAUUGCACAAUGUAUGCCAUCAAAAGUCUAAAUGCGAAACAAUUAGAAAUAUAGCUAGGGGUAAUGAAGUAUAUAACAGCAAAGUCUCAAGAACAAAGCAUUAAAGUCUUACAAACACAAGAUCA
Molecule: messenger RNA, 5597 nt
Organism: Osmerus eperlanus (European smelt)
Lineage: Eukaryota; Metazoa; Chordata; Actinopteri; Osmeriformes; Osmeridae
Product: meteorin-like protein
Exons: 4
Coding region: 3315-4202 (295 amino acids)
Molecular function (GO): hormone activity
Source: RefSeq, a predicted model, not a curated record